Rubroshorea leprosula is the source of this 1092-nucleotide messenger RNA. NCBI's taxonomy places the organism in Eukaryota, Viridiplantae, Streptophyta, Magnoliopsida, Malvales, Dipterocarpaceae. The record is from the annotation of a GenBank genome assembly.
CAAUAAGCAUGUGGAGAAAGCUUGAAGAGAUAUAUGCUUUAAAAUCUUUAACCAAUCGGUUGUGUUUAAAGAUGCAGCUAUAUCAAUUGAAGAUGGCAGAAGGCACUAAUAUUCAUAAGCACUUUUCUGAUUUUAACAUGAUGGUGACACAAGUAGUGAAUGCUGGGGACAUUCUAGAAGAAGAGGAGAAGGCCUUACUUUUACUUGCAUUCUUGCCAAAGUCUUACAAGUCCCUAAUGCAAAGUAUGCUGGUGAGUAAGACUACUUUGGUGAUGAAAGAUGUCACAUCCAUGUUGUUGGAAAAUGAUAAGUUUCUCGAGGAGGAUGAUGGUGCUAAUCAAAAUAAUGCUUUGGUGAUGGAGCACUCUCAGGGAAGAUCCAAUGGACGUGGAGGUGGAGGAAAUCAAGAAAGGUCAAAAUCUAGAUCUAAGAAGGAUUAUGGUGAUGUGCAGUGCUUCUAUUGUGAAACCAAGGGCAAGGGGGAGGCUAAUAUUGUUGAAGAAAAUGUGGUUGAAGUAUUAGCUUGCGAUCAGUGUGAUCCUAAGGUGGAGCAAAACAAUUUGAGCUUGGCAAAAAUAAUGGUGGCUAUUGGUGAGAAGGUGAAUAUUGAAGGCAUAGGAGAUGUUCGUCUCAAUGGUCACAAUGGGAGACCCAAGAUUAUCAAGAAUGUGAGGUAUGUGCCCAAGUGUUCAAGCAACAUUAUUGCUUUGAGUGAGUUGACAACACGAGGGUGGAAGUAUGUUGGAAAGCAAGAAUGGUGCAAGGUCUACAAAGGUGAAACACUUGUCUUGCGUGGAAGGAAGAACAAGCACAACAUCUAUGUGCUUGAGCAACAUCUCGAGAGAGGGCUUAACAAGACCAUGAGGAAGAUGGUGUGGAGGCCUAAAGGGAUCUUGGUGGAUGGCAAAGAAAUUAAUAAGAUCAAGAAGAAGGUGAGCUUCAACAAUGAAGUGGUGUUUGAUGAUUGUUCGAGGAUGUGCGAUUUUCCCUCGAAUCAUAUUUUAGUUCAAAAUUAAUUUUUGUAGUGCACCUAGUGUAGGUUUGUCCUAUCCUAUACUAGGAGAAAACUCUCAAAAAAUAGGACACCAUGAU